Molecule: messenger RNA, 1557 nt
Organism: Arabis nemorensis
Lineage: Eukaryota; Viridiplantae; Streptophyta; Magnoliopsida; Brassicales; Brassicaceae
Source: the annotation of a GenBank genome assembly
AUGGAAUCUUGUUCAACAGUGAAGCUUCAGAAUUCGAGUUCCUUUGGUCUGCACAAAGGAGUUGUUUCUUCUGAGAGAGUAAGUGCGUUCUGGGGAGACCAAGUGGUCAAGGCCAAUCAUCUGAAGACACAGAGAAUUACAAGUGGACCUCAAAGGAUUCAGACAAAUCUCAUUCGCUCUGUUCUCACCCCAUUUGUUGAUCAAGAGUCUCACGAACCUAUUUUGAGAACUCAAAGUGCAGAUCCAAAGAAUGUAGCAUCUAUCAUAUUAGGUGGCGGUGCCGGGACUCGGUUGUUUCCUCUUACAAGCAAGAGAGCUAAACCUGCGGUGCCAAUUGGAGGGUGUUACAGGCUGAUAGAUAUACCGAUGAGCAAUUGUAUUAACAGUGGUAUUAGAAAGAUCUUCAUCUUAACUCAGUUCAACUCCUUCUCUCUCAAUCGCCACCUUUCUCGUACUUACAACUUCGGCAAUGGAGUCAAUUUCGGUGAUGGGUUUGUUGAGGUUCUUGCUGCAACACAAACUUCUGGAGAUGCAGGGAAGAAAUGGUUUCAGGGAACUGCUGAUGCCGUUAGGCAAUUUAUGUGGAUCUUUGAGGAUGCCAAGACAAAGAACGUGGAACACGUCUUGAUCUUGUCUGGUGAUCAUCUCUAUCGGAUGGAUUACAUGAACUUUGUGCAGAAGCACAUCGAGUCAAAUGCUGAUAUCACAGUUUCUUGUCUUCCCAUGGAUCAAAGCCGUGCUUCGGAUUAUGGGCUGCUUAAAAUUGACCAAUCUGGACAAAUCGUUCAAUUCUCAGAAAAACCAAAGGGAGAUGACUUAAAGGCAAUGCAAGUCGACACUUCAAUUCUUGGGUUACCACCAAAAGAAGCUGCGGAAUUCCCAUACAUUGCAUCGAUGGGUGUUUACGUGUUUAGAAAAGAGGUUUUACUAAAGCUUCUAAGAUCGACUUAUCCUACAUCCAAUGACUUUGGUUCUGAAAUAAUCCCAUUAGCCGUAAGGGAGCAUAAUGUCCAGGCAUUUUUGUUCAAUGACUAUUGGGAAGACAUUGGAACCGUAGGAUCAUUCUUUGAUGCCAAUUUAGCCCUCACGGAACAGCCUCCUAAAUUCCAGUUUUAUGAUCCAAAAACACCAUUCUUCACUUCUCCAAGAUUCUUGCCACCUACCAAAGUUGAUAAAUGCAGGAUACUGGAUUCGAUAGUUUCACAUGGAUGCUUCUUGAGAGAAUGCAGUGUGCAGCACUCUAUUGUGGGGAUACGAUCACGUAUAGAGUCUGGAGUAGAGCUUCAAGAUACAAUGAUGAUGGGAGCAGAUUUUUACCAAACAGAAGCUGAAAUCGCCUCUCUAUUAGCGGAAGGGAAAGUUCCGAUAGGGGUUGGCCAGAACACCAAAAUCAGAAACUGUAUCAUUGACAAGAACGCCAAGAUCGGGAAGAACGUGGUUAUAGCAAAUGCAGAUGGGGUGGGAGAAGGAGAUAGACCAGAGGAUGGAUUUUACAUAAGAUCAGGUAUUACUGUUGUGUUGAAGAACGCCACCAUUAGAGAUGGUCUACAUGUUUAG